This is a messenger RNA of Dacryopinax primogenitus, 1248 nucleotides long. RefSeq lists its product as uncharacterized. The transcript has a single exon. Bases 1 to 1248 code for a protein of 415 amino acids. The record is from RefSeq and is a predicted model, not a curated record. Lineage: Eukaryota; Fungi; Basidiomycota; Dacrymycetes; Dacrymycetales; Dacrymycetaceae.
AUGGCGCAGCCGCAAGAUACUGCUCUUUUCUCCGUCAAUCCAAUUGACCGCCUCCCAUUUGAGCUCAUAUCCGAUAUCUUCAGCAUCUCCGAGCAGGCUCACGGAGACGAAUGGAGACUCACACCUCAUGAAACCUGUCCGGCUGCUAUAUGCUCUGUGAGCAAGCGCUGGAAAGAGAUCGCGCUUGCCACACCGCUGCUUUGGACUCACGGAAAGGUAUCUGGACCAGAAACGCUCCUUCAAGCCAUAGAAUGGGCCAGGCGUAGCGAGCCUUAUGAACUCCAUGUUGAAAUCACGCUCUUCGAAUGGCAAGAUGCUUUCCGAUAUCUCUGGGCUUACAAUACUCGCAUUGUUGACAUUGAAUUCGACGGCAUGGGCGCACACAUCGAACUGAAAGACAUGGCGCUUCUAUCACCUUUUUCCAACACCCUCCGUCAUUUGUGCAUUUCUCUAAUCAAAUUCCCAAGUGCGGACUCGCUCUUAGAGUAUCUAGCGUCCUGUAAGGAGCUAGUCGCCUUGGAUAUCCAGUCAAGCACGACCGGCGAAGAGUGGAUGUCGGAGGAGGAGCACACCCAGUCGUCAGCACGAGCGAUUACCUUGGAAAAGCUAGAAGACCUUGCAUUGCCGGCCAACUCACUUGGCGAGCGUAUCCUACGACAUAUCAUCACGCCUCGUCUACACAACGCAAGAAAAUCGUUCACCAGCCCGGCGUUUGUCAAGACAGGCGGCGAUCUCUGGAUCAAGAAAGGUCAUAUCAGCCUUGCCAACACCGACGAGACACUAAUCAGCAAGCUUCUUCCCCUCGUAUCGGACGUCCGGGUGCUCACGCUCGAAUAUCCCCCCGACGGGCAAGGACGUAUCGUCGAGUUCUGCACCGUUCUUCUGCGCCAACUAGGAAAGACGAUCCGUUUUUUCCCCUUGCCACAUCCCGGAUCUCUCUGGAAUCAAGGUGGGCAAAUUCCCCUUCCGGCACUUCACACCCUCCGGCUUGUGAACUACCCGUACCUCGUCGACCCCGCGAGGAGGCACGUCUUCCGCCCGCGUGAUAUCCCGCCCCAGUUCCCCGUUACAGAUCUCGGGCUGAUGUUCAUGGCCCGUACCGAGUGGGAGUCAGAAGGUAGGACGGAUCUCUUGAGUAAGCUGCACUUCGAAGGAAAGCGACCCGUAGAUUGGGGGGAGCGGGGUGAGCUGGUCGUGGAGCAAUUGCGCAGGGAGGGGAUCACCGUGACCACUCAAUUUACCAAUUAG